Molecule: messenger RNA, 3359 nt
Organism: Triticum dicoccoides
Lineage: Eukaryota; Viridiplantae; Streptophyta; Magnoliopsida; Poales; Poaceae
Product: monothiol glutaredoxin-S9-like
Exons: 2
Coding region: 2639-3145 (168 amino acids)
Source: RefSeq, a predicted model, not a curated record
AGAUAAUAUUUACCUCUAGGGAGAGCCUGCUUUACUAAGUUUUUCGGCUCUUCCAAAUUGUUAGACAAAGAUUUGUGGAACAGUAAUACAAUGACAGUAGUUCUGCAAUAGUGCAAUACUACCAUUUUUCUCACUGACAGUGACAAUAUCUGAAUGGUUAAUCCUUUUACAUCAAUACAACUAUUAACAUUCCUUCCUCAACUUUCUCGACUCAACAUCUUUUUCUAAAAAAAGAAGUCUUUUUGUGCACAGUGUCUCUUUAUUGACUCAAAAUUCCAAUGGAUAUUUUUCUUGAGAUUAAGUGUAAUAAUGCUCAAAACAAUUAAUUUUAGCAUAAAGUCCCGCAGCAACGCGCGGGGCAUCAUCUAGUUGUCCAAAUAGAUCAGUAACGUGUUGGCACCCCUUGCAAAAAAUAAAGAGAAAAGUAUGGUUUGGUCCCUCAAGUUUCGAAAAGUAUAGGAUUGGUCCCUCAAGUUUUUUUGAUAUAUAUUUGGUCCUUCAAGUCUCAAAACCGGAUAAGUUUUUUGGCCAAAUUCAGAUUUUGAGCACUUGACCGGGGUUUGACCAUGUUGAUCUGGUUUGAUCGAUGAACAGUAAAUUCAAAAAAAAUCUAAUUUCUUUAUAAACAACAUACUUAGGUGCACUUGGUGCGUGUAAAUUAUUUUGAUCAAAUAAUAUCCAAGGAGCUGUAAAAAAAAGUGCUUUUUUGUGAGCCAAAAUUAGGUUUUUUUUUUGUGACGAGAUCCUCGGAUGUCGAAACACCACAUAAAUUUUCGGGAACCAAAGCAUCUUGGUCGCCCCAAAUCUUAAAGUUUUUUGCUAUUUUUUUGAAUUUACUGUUUACCACUCAAACCCCUGGUCAAACGUGAUCAAACCCGGUCAGCGUGCUUAUAAACUGGUUUUGGAACAAACUUAUCCGAUUUUGAGACUUGAAGGACCAGAUGUGUAUCAAAAAAUUUUGAGGGACUUAAAGAAAAAAAAACAUACUUUUCUAUAAGAAAUGAAGCAACCUGAUCCUAAAUUUUCGCCCAUGUCCUCGUGCGCCAGCCGGCUCAGGGCCCACCAAGCAGCAAGAGAGAGCCAACCACCCCGGCAAUCGUGACCUGCCACAUAGCCUCGCGUCACGAGCCGGGCCCAUCAAACCGCCCAGCAACCGCGGCUGACCCGCCGCCACGUCACGGCGCGUUGCAUGCACAUAAUCGGACGCGGCUUGCCUGCGGCCUUGGCGUGCGACCAUCGGUGCGACGCACCCAUCGCACGGCUGUGCAUGAGCCCCCUCCCGCUGCGGAUUUUCUCUCAAAAAAAAAACAGAAUACAGAUCGUGAUAUGGAUACAUCCCUUAUCCACAAUCCCUCUCCUUGGUCGGAACUCAAGCUCAGCUGAAGCUUUCCAUGUCCUCUGCUGCUCCUGCUCCUCGAGCCUCCAAGCACUUCCUGCCCAUCGACCGGAUGUCGGCGCGCUGCCGUGCAGCUUCUACUCAGGCGCGCGCACUCACGCAUCUCACCCCAUCCUGGCUCCCGGCUGGCCGCCGCCCACGUGCGCCUGCUGAAUCAGCAUCGCCGGCUCGGCUGGCCGCCGCCGUGGUCCGCCUGCUGAAUCAGCAUCCCCGGCUCGGCUGGCCGCCGCCGUAGUCCGCCUGCUCGACCUACUCGCACAGCAGUUCGGUGGGAACGGGAUCCUACGCAGUGCCGUGCUCGCUGAUCCGAGAUGUGGAGCCUAGCGGGUGCAUGUGGGACGACCACGCAAGAGGUUGGCGUGUCCUUGGCGGGUGCUCGGGCUUGUGGAGGAGGGGCCGAGUAUAGAGGGGAAGGAAAUCGAGAAUCAGCAUCAGCGCCAUCAAUUUGGUACUGAGAGAGGAAGAAGAAAGGGACUGCAGCUCAUACAUGCAGUACGCAUAACACAAAUCGUGGUCGCUAGUCAUGGUUUUUUGUACAAGUUCUAAAACGGUACAGCAGGAGAAUUUGCCGGUGAUUCAUCGUGAAGAACAAAGUGCGAUUUCUUACUUUUGGUGACUGAGAAUCAUCAGGAGCAUCCUGGUUCACCGGACCACUUCUUGGAGAAGCCACCGGGGACGUGAGACUCGAAGAAGCCAUCAGGGACGGGAUUCCUUGGCUGCCCAAUUCAAGAGGAGAAUUUAUCUGUGCUUGCCCUGGUCAAGCCGCCAUUGAUUGUUCUGCCGAGGUUGUAGGUCUCUCUCGCCUUCAGGAGUAUAUUUUGGCGCGCUUUUCUGCAUAUGCGAAUCUGUUUCACGGGAAUUUUGUGGAUAUGUUACACAGGCGAUGAGUUUUUUUCCACUUGAUUUUUGUUUAGUCUUAAUGGUGUGAGAGUAUUACAGAACGAAAUAGGUACCACGGGACGUCCAGUAUCACGAUCCGUAUUCUGUUUUUUUUUUAGAGAGAAAAUCCGCAGCGUGAGGGAGCUCAUGCACAGCCGUGCGAUGGGUGCGUCGCACCGAUGGUUGCACGCCAAGGCCGCAGGCAAGCCGCGUCACGGAGCGCGAAAAGGCCGCGGUCGCCGUCGUCCUCGCCGCGUGGAGGCCGCCCAAGAGAAGAAUGCAUACACACCUGGCCGGCGCUCCUGAUGGUCGUCGGGUGACGCCACCCCUCUCCUCCGAUGAGCUCACCUCCCUCCCUUUUAUAUGUCCAGCCUCGCUCCCGCUGCCCGUCACACCACUGACGCAAUCUGCACACACCACGGCACCACGCACCGAUUGAUCGGCGUCGAGGUCGAGAUGUACCAGGCGAUCCCGUACAGCGCAGGCCAGCUGCCGGCGUGGCCACGGCGGUCCGAGCUAGCCGAGGUCGACGGCGCGGUCGGUCAGGAGAGCAGGCUCGCGGGGGACGGCGGCGAGGCGGUGAGGCGGGCGGUGGCGGAGAGCCCGGUGCUGGUGGUGGGGAGGCGCGGGUGCUGCCUCAGCCACGUGGUGAAGCGGCUGCUGCAAGGGCUCGGGGUGAACCCCGCCGUGCACGAGAUCGCCGACGAGGCCGAGCUCGCCGCGGCGGUGACCUGCGGCGACGCCGUCGUCGCGCUGCCUGUCGUGUUCGUGGGCGGGAGGCUCCUCGGCGGGCUAGAUCGGCUCAUGGCCGUGCACAUCUCCGGCGAGCUCGUGCCCAUACUCAAGGACGCCGGCGCGCUCUGGCUCUGAGACAUAUGUAUACGUAGACGUAGUACGUACAACCGUUUGAUUAGGAGUUAGUACAAACCAGUAAUCUCUUCUCCUUCUUUUCGUUUCUCCUUUUGACUCGUGAGGUCAUGUGAAUUACUGCUGCUCGACCUUCCUCUCUUGUUUGGGAUCAAUCAGUAAUGGUGAUGAUAGUUAGCUAGACGAUGAUAGUUUAAAUUCUCUGGAUGACAAUCAA